Colletotrichum spaethianum is the source of this 786-nucleotide messenger RNA. Its product is annotated as HD domain-containing protein. The record is from RefSeq and is a predicted model, not a curated record. Bases 1 to 786 code for a protein of 261 amino acids. NCBI's taxonomy places the organism in Eukaryota, Fungi, Ascomycota, Sordariomycetes, Glomerellales, Glomerellaceae. The transcript is spliced from 3 exons. Gene Ontology annotation, cellular component: cytoplasm. Gene Ontology annotation, molecular function: 5'-deoxynucleotidase activity.
AUGUCGGCCACGACCAACAACGGCACGAACAACCUGGGCUUCGUCGAGACUCCCAAGGUGGAGGGAAAGUGGACGGUCGAGAAAGCUCUGGACGCCUCCCCGGGCACUGCGACGUCGGCGGACCCCAACUCACCGCUCCCUUACUUCCACCUGAUUGAGCGUCUCAAGACAACGAAGCGUGAGGGCUGGCGCCGCUUCGGCAUCGAAAGAGGAGAGUCCAUUGCCGACCACAUGUACCGCAUGUCCCUCCUGUCGAUGCUCGCCCCGCCCGCCCUCGUGCCUCGGCUCGACCUCGCCCGAUGCAUCAAGAUGUGCCUGGUUCACGACAUGGCCGAGUCCCUCGUCGGCGACAUCACUCCCGUCGACGGCGUGCCCAAGCCCGAGAAGAACCGCCGUGAGGCGGACACGAUGGACUACAUCACCAAGACGCUGCUCGGCAGCGUGUACGGCGGCCUGGCUGGCGCCGAGAUUCGCGAGCUCUGGCAGGAGUACGAGGACUCGGAGACGAUCAACAGCCACUUCGUGCACGACUUGGACAAGAUGGAGCUGCUCCUCCAGAUGAUGGAGUACGAGAAGCGCGGCCAGGGCAAGCUCGACCUCGGAGAGUUCGCCUACGUCGCCACCAAGUUCUCGCUGCCCGAGACCAAGGAGUGGGCUGACGCGCUGCUCAAGGAGCGGGAGCAGUUCUGGGGCGCGCAGGAGCACGUCCACGGCGAGGCGGGGGUUCAGGGCGGUGUCAAGGAGGGCCACAAGGAGCAGCAGGACAGCUACUACGAGCGCAAAUGA